Drosophila simulans is the source of this 726-nucleotide messenger RNA. RefSeq names its product pterin-4-alpha-carbinolamine dehydratase (gene Pcd). Gene Ontology annotation, biological process: tetrahydrobiopterin biosynthetic process. The record is from RefSeq and is a predicted model, not a curated record. Gene Ontology annotation, molecular function: 4-alpha-hydroxytetrahydrobiopterin dehydratase activity. The transcript has 3 exons. The coding region runs from base 78 to 656 and encodes 192 amino acids. Lineage: Eukaryota; Metazoa; Arthropoda; Insecta; Diptera; Drosophilidae.
ACACAAGUCAGCUGUUCCGCGCCGACAGCAACAGCAACAAAAACAGCAGCUAACAACAAACGAGUUUUGGAUCGAAAAUGUUGUUAACAAUUAAAUGCGCUCAGAAUGUGAUUAAGCCGAACUGCCAGAAAGUGGCCAAUCUGCUUGCCAGCAGCCGCAGAGCUGGUUUAACCCGCGCCACUGCAACAACAGCAACGAGUAGAAGCCUGUCGCAAAUCUCAGUUCUGUAUUCGCCAGCAGCGAGAGAAGCAGCACGGGCAGCAACUGGUGGCAGUGCAAAUCUCCGGAGAAUCCACGGCACCCCAACCACAGAAGCAACAGCAACCGCAAUCACAGCGAAAAAGCGCAAAAUGGUGGUACGACUAAACGAACAGGAGCGCGCCGAGAAGCUGCAGCCUCUCCUGGACGCCGGCUGGACUUUGGUGGAGGGGCGCGACGCCAUCUUCAAGCAGUUCGUGCUGAAGGACUUCAACCAGGCAUUCAGCUUCAUGACGGGCGUGGCCCUGCUGGCCGAGAAGAUCAACCACCAUCCCGAGUGGUUCAACUGCUACAACAAGGUGGACGUGACUCUGUCCACACACGACGUGGGCGGGCUCAGUUCGCAGGACAUUCGCAUGGCCACGCACUUGGAGACCACGGCCAAUUUGUUGAAAUAAACGCAUUGUUAUACUAGUUGCUAAAUGUCUAUAAUCGCCGGUGUCCAAUAAAUACUCAGCUCAGCAUCGA